Diorhabda sublineata is the source of this 1711-nucleotide messenger RNA. RefSeq names its product 2-acylglycerol O-acyltransferase 2-like. The record is from RefSeq and is a predicted model, not a curated record. The transcript is spliced from 3 exons. Bases 315 to 1334 code for a protein of 339 amino acids. Gene Ontology annotation, biological process: triglyceride biosynthetic process. Gene Ontology annotation, cellular component: endoplasmic reticulum membrane. Gene Ontology annotation, molecular function: diacylglycerol O-acyltransferase activity. NCBI's taxonomy places the organism in Eukaryota, Metazoa, Arthropoda, Insecta, Coleoptera, Chrysomelidae.
UUUCGUAAUCGUUUUAUCUUGCAGUAACUAUCGGAACUUCAGAGAAUGAAUAAGUCGUGAAGUUAGUUUGCGAUUGUCACAAUUUUGAAGGUUACAAUCUUUCUAUAAUAUAUUUCCUAGUCUCUCCAAUUAAUAACAUUUACAUCAGAUUUACAAAAAAAAAUGGUUUGGUGCGAAGAAAGCUUCUUAAAUAGUUAUCCAUAUUUAAUUAUUCAUAAAAAAUGGCAACAUUGUAAAAACUUGUUUGGUUAAAUACUGUUUUUUUAUUAUCAAAUAGCCAUGCAAUCGUUCUACAAGUGUUUGAAGAUAAGCAGAUGGAACUUCUGGGAAUUCGUUUUGCUCCUCUACAUGUUCCUUUAGAAAGGAGGCUUCAGACGUUGUCAGCAGCAAUAUGGUUUAUAAUAAUGGCAUUUGGUGGCUUAAUAGGACUUCUACUAGCAAUUUAUUUGGUUCUAUUCACUAAAUUUUGGUGGUUAACACUAUUAUAUCUAACCUACAUUUGGACGAUAGAUAAGGAUGUGAGUGAACGAGGUGGUAGACCGUCAAAAUGGGUAAGGUCUUUUUUGAUAUGGAAGUACACCAUGAAUUAUUUUCCGUUAAAAUUGGAAAAAACGUCAUCAGAGGAAUUGGAUCCAAAAAAAAAUUAUUUGUUUUGUUGCUUUCCUCACGGAAUGCUUUGUACGGGGUCCUUUAACUUUGGAAACGAGUAUAGUAAGUUUAGAAAUCUGUUCCCGAAUCACGAGCCUAGAGUAGUAACAUUGACUCAACACUACCAAAUGCCUUUCUUCAGGGAAUUCGCUUUAUCCUUAGGAGGAAUAUCAGCUUCUUUUGAAUCUAUACAUAAUGUUUUAAGUAGGCCGGAAGGAGGUUAUAUUUGUGUUCUUAUGGUAGGAGGAGCCGCAGAGGCUUAUUUAUGCAAGCCUGGUAGCUAUAGAGUGUUAGUUAAAAAACGAAAAGGCUUUAUCAAAUUAGCUUUAAAAAAUGGUACUCCAUUGGUUCCAGUUUUAUCGUUUGGCGAAACUGAUUUGUUUGAUCAAUUAGAAGGGUCGUGGUUAAGAAUCAUUCAAGAAAGAAUACGAAAGUAUAUCGGAGUGGCACCUAUAUUACCUAUAGGAAGGGGAUUUUUCCAAUACUCGUUUGGAAUUAUACCCAGAAGGCAUCCAGUAACUACUGUUGUUGGUCAACCUUUAGAAGUACCUAAAAUUGAUAAUCCAACGACUGAACAGAUAGAAGAGUACCAUGAAAAAUUCCUUAAACACCUGACUGCAAUGUUCGAAGAACAAAAAUAUAAAUACUUGGAAAAUCCACAAGAAAAACAACUUAUUGCAGAGUGAAAAGUAAAACUUCAAAGUAAACGUCGAAUACCAUCUUACAAGUGACGAAACUUGUAUCCAAAAAAUUUUUGGUUUGGAUAUAUUAAAUUAUUAUUAAAUUAUUUUUUUGUUGUAUUAAACCAGAAUAUGUGCAACUGUGGAAAAUUGAUUAUUAAUAAUGAUUUUGUCAUAGAAUUCCUUUUAAGCUCAAAUUCUUUAGCUCCCUCUUUUUGCAUUUUCACUUUUAUAGGUAUUUACAAAUGUAAAUAUCAACUUUUUUUCUAAUUUUUAGGAUUUUGGUUGGAUAUUUAUUUUCCACAGUAACAUAUAUACAAUAUACUGUUAAAGAAUGUGAUAUUGUAUAAUUCUUUAUAAAAAAUUAUACAGUUGUUUCUAAA